AUGAGCGAAGAACCACGAGACCCUUUUCGCGAGAUUGCCUCCGCAAUCGAUGCAAUCAGCGCGCGCCUCGACCAAGCUGAUGUCACACCUCCAAAGCUGCCGACACGGUACUAUAUCGGCUUGCUGCAAGCUGGCGAUGGCUUUGUCAAUCCCAAAGAUGACACGACCGAGCCAUCGCAACAGAAGAGAGACCAGGGCGAUAGCGACUCCGAAUCUUCUGACGACAAUGCGAGCGAAACCAGCAGCCUUCAUGAAGUUGAACCUACGGAUUCAAUGGCCGUAGCUGCGGGAUACAAUGAGGCGAAGUUCGUCGGCUUCUUCAACGAAAUACACGAUGAUAUUCUUUCGAAGCGUAAUGCACCAGACCCCGGUCCCAUUCCAGGAUUAAAACCUACCCUUCGCCUUUUCGACCACCAGAAGCGCGCUGUUGCAUCAGCACUUUAUACAAAGAACUCUCGUUUUAAGGGAAUGAUCCUGGCCGACCCCCAUGGUUUUGGCAAGACUCUUUCUGCACUGUCUACAAUUGCCGUGUCGACUGCAAAGAGUGGGAGCAUAAAUGGACCUUGCGUUAUCGUCGCCCCUUAUUCAUGUUGUCGACAGUGGAUGGUUGAGAUUGACAGCUUCUUUGGACAGGAUCAGAUGCCAUCGAUCUGUCUUCUCGGAGAAGCCUUGACCCCUAAAGACUUAUGGAAAUACAAGGUUGUAGUGACUUCGUACUCCAAUGUCGCCGCAGAGGUUACGCGAGUUCAUAAGUUCAUCCGUGGCAUAGAAGCGUAUAAUCAGGGUAAAGCUACCCAACCACCGAAACGCCCUAUGUUGGUACUGCUCUCUGGAAUCCUUGAGCAAGAGCCUCGGAGACCAAUUGGAGAAUGGCUUAUCCUCGAUGAAGCACAUGCAAUUAAAAACCGAGAGAGCCGUACCUACCAUUCUAUUUCAGCUCUCAGAGCCAAUUUCGACGGCUGUCUAAUGAUGACAGGCACACCGCUAGACAACAAGUGGCAUGAUGCCUACGCCCUGAUCAGUUUGCUCCGUGGCCAUCCGAUCACCAGCUUCCUUCUCUUUCAGGCAGCGUUUAUCAAGAGCUUAACUUCAGGACCUGGCUUCCCUGAAGGCUUCCGCAGAGAGAGGUACAUCCAGAUGCUGGACGCCUGCAGCCUUCGCCGACCACAUGUCACGGUUCAACAGGAGUUCCCCGACAUUGAGCAAAAGCGCAUUGUGACUUUCCCCCUCGACCCAGACGAUCUAAAGCGGUCCAACGAAGCGUACCACAUGUUCAAGAAGGCCUCAAGACCUGGCAGCAAGCUUGCUGGCUAG
Molecule: messenger RNA, 1314 nt
Organism: Fusarium musae
Lineage: Eukaryota; Fungi; Ascomycota; Sordariomycetes; Hypocreales; Nectriaceae
Exons: 3
Coding region: 1-1314 (437 amino acids)
Molecular function (GO): ATP-dependent chromatin remodeler activity; ATP binding
Source: RefSeq, a predicted model, not a curated record